Perkinsus marinus ATCC 50983 is the source of this 1992-nucleotide messenger RNA. RefSeq names its product engulfment and cell motility, putative. The record is from RefSeq and is a predicted model, not a curated record. Lineage: Eukaryota; Perkinsozoa; Perkinsida; Perkinsidae. The coding region runs from base 1 to 1992 and encodes 663 amino acids. The transcript has 11 exons.
AUGUCUGAUCCCGAUGAAGUUUAUGAUACCACCGGCCCAAGGGGAGGUGCUGAUGGUGAUGAUAAUGAUGAUAGCAGUUUUGGCGGCAAGUGGCGUGCCUUCGCUGAUAUCGGCCCAGCCCUAACAGACCAUUCGGAUGCUUCAGAGGGUCGUCCAUGGGCUGAGGCUAGGGUCAGGGUUGGGCAGCAGAGUCGAGAGGGCUCCAUGUCAGCCGCGGACGCCCUGGACCAGGAGCUGGGUGAACUGCUUAACGAGAUCUCGGAGCCUGUUGGGCAUGGUCCUCCUACUGUGGUAACGUAUAACACUGCACUGCCCAACCUGGCACUGCAGCGGGUGGAACCGGAGUGCUCCUAUGAGGACAUGGCCGAGGCAGCGGCACUGUAUGUCCAGCAGUUGACGAGGCGUUCUAUGGCUGAAACGACUGGGGAGGCGACUGCUGGGUAUUUCCCCACGGAGUAUGUUGACGAAUACGCGGAAGAAAAAGAGGUACAAGGGGUCACCUAUGUUGAAGUCGGGGGUGAUGGUGGGGAGGCGCAGGAGGUUCUCAUAGAGGCCGAUGAUGCUGAGGAGAGGUUGGGACAGGACUUGGCUGGGCUGGGUGGUACUCUCGAGGCUGUGUCCGAGACAGAUGAGUGGCUGGAGGCUACUGUGGAAGGGGGAGAAGGAGGAGGUCAUGGUGAGUUCGAGGAUGCCUGGGAGUUGGCCGAUGAUGAGGCGACAGCAAUGGAUGAGACCACUGGAUCAGAGGAAAGCCAUUCUGAGGGGGGAUCGAUUCAUAAGGUGGAGGAGGCGAGCGGAGCCAAGGGUGGAGCGUUGCGAGGCGUCGUGGUGGGGAAUGACCGGUCUGGUGUGGGAGAAGACAAGGACGACUUGGAGGCUAAUGAGGAGAUGGCUAAGGCUGGGGAGGAGGUCAUCGCAGAGGAUGAUAUUGAUGUUAUGAUGAUAUGGGAGGCGGUGGAGGCUGAGAGCAAGCGACGAAUUGAGGCGGAUAGCACGGCACCUCUCGCAGAGGUAGUACCAGUUGUGGAUAUCACGGCGAAGGAUGCCUUUGAGUGGGUUAGGGCUAAUGAGGGGUCUAUAGUCACAUCAGAGGCUCUGUCUGAAGUCGUGGAUGGCUACAUGCCCUCUCUACCAGCGGCUGGGCACCGGUCUCUGGCAGCUAGUCUCACGUGCUGUACUACGGCUGGUAUGGCCCUGCAGGGCCAGACUGUGGGCAACCCUGCAGUGGGUAUAGGGAGGGACCUGGCUAGGGAGAAGGAACUGCUACUGUGCCUGACUCGUGUUCAUUACGAUCCUCAUGAUAAUGGUAUGCAUAGGAGUAUCAUACAGAGUGUCUGGCGUAAACUGACUGGGUCGGAACAGGACUGUGAGGAUGUGGGGGAGCACUGGACCGUUAUAGGCUUCCAGGGCACCAACCCGGCCACUGACCUCAACCGCUUCGGUGGAAUCCUAAAUGUCAUCCAUAUGCUCUAUCUCUGCUGCACCUUCCCUACUCUCAGCAUUGCCAUGUAUGAAGCCUCACUGAAGGCUGCUAGUGACUUUCCUUUCGCCUGUGCUUCGAUCAAGUACACGAAGUUGGCCAUGGACGUAUUCAGAUUGGGGAGACUCAGUCGUCGAUGUAAUGAGGAAGGGAUGGUUAUGGAAGUGGUCGCUCACUUCUAUGCGGCUUGCUUUUGGCUGCACUGUCGGCUGUGGGUGGCCCAGGGUAGGACUAUUGUUGAUUUCGAUAGGACUUUUAAGGAGGUGCAGAAGAGGGCCACGGCGGGGCCUGAGAGGCUCAUGAGGGACUUUGACGGUCAUAGGGAGGAUGAGGCCCUUGGGGAGGAGCAGGACGUGACCAGACAUACAUGGGACGGGGUGGAAGAGGAUAUCGCUUUUGCGGACAUUGGGGCGCAGUCUCCUAGCAAGGACCGUUUCGGUCGGCUGGGGGCAAUGGUGAAGUCGUGGCAGAUCUCGAAGCGGCUGCGGAGGUAUGCGAAGGGCUUGCAGUAG